Messenger RNA from Gryllus bimaculatus (two-spotted cricket), 1557 nucleotides. The record is from the annotation of a GenBank genome assembly. Lineage: Eukaryota; Metazoa; Arthropoda; Insecta; Orthoptera; Gryllidae.
AUGGAAGGCGGUGCAACAGGCAUAAACCCACCCGCAGUGUCAUCACCAUGGGCGAAAAUUCAACCUCCUACAGAUCCAGUGUGUUUAUCAGACAUAAUGUCGGAGCAGUUGGCUAACGAUCUUCAAAUAAAAGAAGAUGAAAAGUUCAUCGAUGUUUACGAAGAAGUUAACAUGCCUAUUGAUGUUUUCGAUUUAUCAACAGAUAUUUCUGCAACUGCUGACUGUGAAAACGAUGAAAUGAUAGCGCUCAUGUUACAAGCACAGUUUGAUAAAGAGCAUGAUGAUAUGAUUAAAAAAACAGAAAAUAAAUUCAAUGGAAAAUCAAAAGUAUGUAUAUCUUAUUCCAAUUUUAGAGUCACUCCAGAUACCCAUCUUUUAGAUGAAGAUUCUGAUUGUGGUGAUGCAAAUGAUGAGAAACACAGAGAAUUGGACAGUUUCGUUAGUACUGAAAAGCAAUUUAAGUCUAUACCCAAAUGUGGUUACAAGAAGGAAGGGGACCACAUUGUCACAAAACAUGACAUACCAAUGUCCAACCGCAGAAAUGCUUGCAGAGUGAUGAAUUUUCCACCUGAAUUUCAAACAGGUGAUGGGGGUGGAUUUGAUAUGAAGCUUUCCAAUAGAGUUUUCAAUAGCUUGAAAGCCCACUCUCGGAGUGAACAAACUCGUCGUAAUCGUGCUCAUGAUAAGAGUGAGCGAGCUACAAAAGAAAUGGGUGUUGAUCCACGCACACGUCUUAUCCUCUUCAAGUUGUUGAAUCAAGAAGUUUUGGAUCAAAUCAAUGGAAUUUUGAGCACUGGAAAGGAAUCUAUUGUAAUGCAUGCAGAUGGUGGCUCAGGAAAUGAAAUUGUUGUUCCCAAAGAAUGUGCUAUAAAAAUAUUUAAAACCACACUGAAUGAAUUCAAGACAAGAGACAAAUACAUUCAAGAUGAUUUUCGCUUUAAAGACAGAUUUUCCAAACAAAACCCAAGGAAAAUUAUUCAUAUGUGGGCUGAGAAGGAAAUGCAUAACUUAAAUAGAAUGCAAAGAGCUAAUAUUUCCUGCCCUGAAGUUGUUUGUCUUAAGAAACAUAUUUUGGUAAUGUCAUUCAUUGGAGAGAAUCACAAACCAGCUCCAAAGAUCAAAGAGGCAGCAUUAUCAUUUGCUGACUUAAAUGAUGCUUUUGAAGAUGUAGUUAAUACAAUGAAAAGAUUGUAUUCUGAUGCAGGCUUGGUUCAUGGUGACUUAUCAGAGUACAACAUUCUCUGGCACAACAGUAAAUGCUGGUACAUAGAUGUAAGCCAGGCAGUUGAGAAAAGUCAUCCUCUUGCUUUCGAAUUUCUACUGAGAGAUUGUCAAAAUGUAUGUUCCUUUUUCCAAAAAAAAGGUGUACCGUCUGUUAUGUCUCCAAAUGUCUUAUUCAAUCAGAUAACUGGUUUUGAAGUGCCAAAUGAUGGUAUUGCUACUUUGUGUCAAAUUCAAGAUUUUGAGAAAAACAAUGAAUUGUUAACCUACCAAAAAUCUGAAAAGAAGUAUCCAUUUGAUUAUUGCUGGUCUCAAACAGAGACUCAGAAAGAAUAA